AUCAAAACAGCUACCACGAAGAUGAACAGACCACUGCUCCUCCUGGCUGCUCUGACUUUCUGCUGCUUUCUGCAUGGUUUUCACAUCAAUGCGUGCCGCUGCAAAUCGACGACCCUGAGACAGGUUCCUCCUCAGAUGGUCAGGAAGAUUGAGGUGACUCCUCUUUCGGGACACUGCCGCCGGACUGAAAUCAUAAUCACCACGAGGACUGGCAAUAAGAUUUGUAUCAAUCCAGAGGCCAAGUGGUUCCCAGGCCUGCUCAACACUCUGCAAAAGAAACAGGCCUCCUCAACCUUUCAGCCACCCACUGCUUCCACACCCAACUUCUGAUCACAUGUUCAGAUGCCUUUCAUCAAGCUGUGAAUCACCUGGGAAAAAAUGACCCACCUUCCUUUUUGUUAUUGUAUUCAGCUCUUUGCAGUUUUUCUCUGGUGUUCUAAAACAAACCUGAAUGUGAUGUUACGCCUGCAAUUCUGAUAGCAUUCAUAAAUGCAUUUAA
Archocentrus centrarchus (flier cichlid) is the source of this 499-nucleotide messenger RNA. RefSeq names its product C-X-C motif chemokine 13-like. Gene Ontology annotation, cellular component: extracellular region. The record is from RefSeq and is a predicted model, not a curated record. NCBI's taxonomy places the organism in Eukaryota, Metazoa, Chordata, Actinopteri, Cichliformes, Cichlidae. Gene Ontology annotation, molecular function: chemokine activity. Bases 22 to 330 code for a protein of 102 amino acids. The transcript has 4 exons. Gene Ontology annotation, biological process: immune response; defense response; chemotaxis.